AUGACAGAGUGUCUCGGAGGGUGUCCCUUCAAGAAGGCCCACCCGCUGUGGAUCACCACCCAGGGGCCCCACAAGGCUGUGUGCUCAGUCCUCUGCUCUUCACUCCACUGCACACCAACCUACAGCUCCAACCACCUCGUUAAGUUUGCGGACGACACAACUCUGGUGGGUCUCGUCACCAAGGGCGACGAGACUCACUACAGGAAAGAGAGAGGCCACACUCAACACCUGCCACUGACCAUCGGUGGUGCUGCAGUGGAGAGAGUAAGGAGCACCAAAUUCCUGGGGGUGCACAUCAGUGAGGACCUGUCAUGGACUACCAACACCGCAUCACUGGUGAAGAAGGCCCAACAGCGCCUCUACUUCCUGCGAAAACCCAUCCUGACCACUUUUUACAGAGGCACCAUUGAAAGCAUCCUUUCUAGCUGCAUCACUGUGUGGGGCGGGAGCUACACUCAACACAAUAAGGAAACGGGGGGAGCACGCUCGGCCGGACCGGAGCCCGGCCUCGAACUGGCGGAGGAGGUAUGUGGAGAGACACCGCCGACAGGCCGACAACGGGCGGAAAGCAGCAGCGCGGGCCCACCUGGAGGCCGGGAGGCCGGGCAUGCGGCGGCGAAGAGAGGCGUGACACACGCGGAGCGACACCGCAGCAGCAAUCCGAGCCAGGCCUCGGGGGGUCCAGGCGCCGUCAGGGACUGGGGGGAGGCUGCAUGGAUUCCCGCUCUGCCGUCAUUACUGGUGACCGGGUUGUCGUCCACCGCCAUUUCGUCGAUCGCCAUUUCGCCAACCGCCGCCGAGCCGCUGUCCGGGUCCAACGUGACGGAAGAAGCGUCCACGUGCCCACUGGGGUAUUUCCCCUGUGGCAACCUGACCAAGUGUCUUCCACAAGUCUUGCACUGCAACGGCGCCGACGACUGCGGCAACCAAGCGGACGAGGAGAACUGUGGAGACAACAACGGGUGGCCUCAUCUCCUGGACAAAUACUUUGGGAUGCCGAGCCACAACACGGGGACAAAGUCCAACGUGUGCUUGCUGGGCAGUAUUCCCGAGCUGUGCCAGUGUCUGGACCUGGAACUGGACUGUGAGGGGGCGCAGUUCCACGACGUCCCAGCGGUGGCCGUCAACGUCACCCUGAUGUCCUUGCAGAGGAAUCAUCUCCAGCGACUGAAAACAGACGACUUUUUCAUGUACCAGAGUCUGCAAAAACUAUACCUGCAGCACAACAGGAUUGCAGAAGUGAGUCCAGGUGCAUUCAGAGGGCUGUAUAAUCUCACAAGGCUAUAUUUGAACCACAACAAGAUUUCCAUCUUGAAGCCCGGUGUGUUCAGGGACCUGCACAAGCUGGAGUGGUUGAUCUUAGAAAACAACAACAUCCAUCAAGUCUCCUCCAAGGCCUUUUCUGGCCUCAACUCGCUGGUCUUGUUGGCUUUGUUGAACAACUCUCUGACCAGGCUGGAAGACGUCUGUCAAGAAAUGCCCAGGCUGAACUGGCUGGACAUGGAGGGGAAUCUUAUCGAGAGGCUUGACGACGUCUCUUUCUACUCGUGCAGCAUGCUGACAGUUCUGGUUCUGCAGCGCAACAAGAUCAGUCACAUUCAAGAGCAGGCCUUCUCCGUCCUCCAAAAGCUUGGAGAGCUAGAUCUUUCCAGCAACAGACUGAUGAAGAUUCCUCCUAAUCUCUUUGUCCUGCUGGGGGAUUUGCUUCAACUAAAUAUUUCUUACAAUCCCAUAGUGGAGCUUCAAGUGGAUCACUUUGACAAACUGCACAGACUGAAAUCAUUGAGCAUAGAGGGCAUCGAAAUCGGGAACAUUCAACGCCGCAUGUUUGAGCCUCUGCAACAUCUGACUCACAUAUACUUCAAGAAGUUCCAGUACUGCGGCUACGCGCCGCACGUGCGCAGCUGCAAGCCCAACACGGACGGCAUCUCCUCCUUCGAGGACCUGCUGGCCAACAUCGUGCUGAGGGUCUUCGUCUGGGUGGUCUCGGCCACCACCUGCCUGGGCAACGUCUUCGUCAUCUGCAUGCGCUCGUACAUCCGCUCGGAGAACAAGCUGCACGCCAUGUGCAUCAUCUCCCUCUGCUGUGCAGACGGGCUGAUGGGAAUCUACCUCUUCAUGAUCGGCGCGUACGACCUAAAGUUCCGCGGCGAGUACAACCGCCACGCCCAGGCCUGGAUGGACAGCAGUCAGUGUCAGGUGAUCGGCUCCCUGGCCAUGCUGUCCACAGAGGUUUCGGUCCUGCUGCUCACCUACCUCACGUUGGAGAAGUACAUCUGCAUUGUCUACCCUUUCCGAUAUUUGACGCCGGGUUGGCGGCGCACGGUCACCAUCCUGCUGGGGAUUUGGGUGUUUGGGUUCGUGGUGGCCUUCCUGCCGCUGGUGAGCAAGGGGCUGUUUCGAAACUUCUACGGGACCAACGGCGUCUGCUUCCCGCUGCACUCGGAGCAGCCCGAGACGGCGUGGGCUCACGUCUACUCCAUCGUCAUUUUCCUGGGCCUGAACCUGGUGGCGUUCCUGAUCAUCGUCCUCUCCUAUGCAAGCAUGUUCUACAACAUCCAGCGAACGGGCAACCAGACCGCCAUGUACAGCAACCACAUCAAGAAGGAGGUGACCAUCGCCAAGCGCUUCUUCUCCAUCGUCAUCACCGACUCCCUCUGCUGGAUUCCCAUCUUCGUGCUCAAGAUUCUGUCGCUGCUGCAGGUGGAAAUUCCCGGUACCAUUAGCUCGUGGGUGGUGGUGUUUAUCCUCCCCAUCAACAGCGCCCUCAACCCCAUCCUCUACACGCUGACCACGCGUCCCUUUAAGGAGACGCUCAUGCAGGUCUGGGCCAACUACAGACAGAGGAGGCCGGCGGUCAGCACCCAUCCCGUCCAUCAUCCCUCACUCACCUGGCAGGAGAUGUGGCCGCUGCAGGACGCCCAACCCGUCCCCGCCGCGGCGGGGCAUCAGGAACCCACGCUGCCCCCUGUGGAAAAUAACCGCAAUGACACGGGAGCACGUGGGCCGCGUGAGAUCAAAAGCGCCGAAGCACAGUGA
This is a messenger RNA of Nerophis ophidion (straightnose pipefish), 3039 nucleotides long. It is a transcript of the gene rxfp1, whose product is annotated as relaxin family peptide receptor 1. Gene Ontology annotation, biological process: G protein-coupled receptor signaling pathway. The transcript is spliced from 22 exons. The record is from RefSeq and is a predicted model, not a curated record. Lineage: Eukaryota; Metazoa; Chordata; Actinopteri; Syngnathiformes; Syngnathidae. Bases 1 to 3039 code for a protein of 1012 amino acids. Gene Ontology annotation, cellular component: membrane. Gene Ontology annotation, molecular function: G protein-coupled receptor activity; protein binding; 2-oxoglutarate-dependent dioxygenase activity.